This is a messenger RNA of Hibiscus syriacus, 385 nucleotides long. RefSeq lists its product as uncharacterized. The record is from RefSeq and is a predicted model, not a curated record. Lineage: Eukaryota; Viridiplantae; Streptophyta; Magnoliopsida; Malvales; Malvaceae. Bases 74 to 370 code for a protein of 98 amino acids. The transcript has 4 exons.
UAAUUUGAAUCAUCGGAGGCGCCGUGUUUGGAUACAGAGAAAAGAAAGCAAGCAAGGUAAAACGAAAGAGAAAAUGCUACCUCAACAAUGGGCUUCGCAAUGUGGAAAUCAUUGCACUAAGAAAUACACCAGUCUUACCGAAAUUCCUUGGAGAGUGUUCUGCAAAAAAGGAUGUGACAACGAUGCAGAUACAUGGGAAGAAUGUAUAUCAGAGUGCACUGAUUUAUGCUAUAAGGCUCCUGUGUUAAAGGAUCAGCAAUGGAGUUCUUACAUUGAUCGUUCUCCUGGAGCUGUCAAACAAUCUGAGGAAUGCUACACUGCUUGUCUAGCUGGCUGUGGUUACAAGGUUGGUUUAUUCUAUCGUAUUUGAAAGAUUAGUCAUUCA